UUUGGGAACUCCAUCCCCUUCCAAUCCAUGGCGGCCGGGGCGAGCUCCCCGUCUCCGGGAACGAGCGAGAUGGCGUCGCGUUUGCUCUUGCGCCCCUUCACCUUCGUCACCGGCAACGCCAAGAAACUCGAGGAAGUGAAAGCCAUUCUUGGGAACUCCAUCCCCUUCCAAUCCCUCAAACUCGAUCUACCAGAGUUACAAGGUGAACCUGAAGAGAUAUCGAAAGAGAAGGCUCGUAUGGCUGCUCUUCAGAUAGAUGGUCCAGUUCUUGUUGAAGACACUUGCUUGUGCUUUAAUGCACUUAAUGGCCUUCCAGGCCCUUACAUAAAAUGGUUUCUCCAGAAGACUGGGCAUGAAGGGCUGAAUAAUUUGCUCAAAGCUUAUGAAGACAAAUCAGCAUAUGCUAUGUGUAUAUUUUCUCUUGCUCUUGGUCCAAGAGUAGAACCAAUUACUUUUAUAGGGAAAACACAGGGAAAAAUAGUUCCUGCGAGGGGACCGCCCGACUUUGGAUGGGAUCCAAUCUUUCAACCAGAUGGAUAUGAGCUAACUUAUGCGGAGAUGCCGAAGGAGGAGAAGAACAAGAUAUCGCAUCGUUCCAAAGCUCUUACCAUGGUGAAAGCCCAUUUUGCCUCAGCUGACUAUGUUUUCCAAACAGAUAAAUCUGUUUGAUGAUCACUCUUGAUUAAACUUUCCAAGUGUUAGGGAAAAAAAUUGUGUUUAGUUAGCAAAAGAUAUUGAAAAUGAUUUUGCCUUGUACUUUGAUGAAAAGUGAGAUAUUUAUAACAGUUGGUGCUUCACUCUUAAAUGCCAAA
Messenger RNA from Dioscorea cayenensis subsp. rotundata (Guinea yam), 812 nucleotides. Its product is annotated as inosine triphosphate pyrophosphatase. The record is from RefSeq and is a predicted model, not a curated record. Gene Ontology annotation, biological process: nucleoside triphosphate catabolic process. The transcript has 8 exons. The coding region runs from base 28 to 669 and encodes 213 amino acids. Gene Ontology annotation, cellular component: cytoplasm. NCBI's taxonomy places the organism in Eukaryota, Viridiplantae, Streptophyta, Magnoliopsida, Dioscoreales, Dioscoreaceae. Gene Ontology annotation, molecular function: nucleoside triphosphate diphosphatase activity.